Molecule: messenger RNA, 2290 nt
Organism: Bradysia coprophila
Lineage: Eukaryota; Metazoa; Arthropoda; Insecta; Diptera; Sciaridae
Gene: pygo
Product: pygopus family PHD finger
Source: RefSeq, a predicted model, not a curated record
GAACCUAUGGAAAAAUGAUAAAAUGUCAAAAAAAUUCGAAAAAGUAUGGCGUUAUGUACAACUUUAAAUUGACAAAAAUACUAACUUUCAACAUUAAACGGACGAAAUAUUGGCGUACGACAAAUUUAAAUGCAAAAUAAACCGGAUUUAUGUACCACAAACAGUAGAAGACAGCAAUUUUAACCGCAAUUUGUUCCAAAUAUUUACAAUCUAUCCCGAGUGUGGACGGAUCGCAACGCAAAGAAACCAUUUUUAUGAAUUUUAUUUAAAUAUUAUGGUAUUAUGAAAAGGCUAACUGGAUCAAUUCUCGUCGUACUUGGUGUAAGCGUCGUCGUGUCGUCACACAUGAUUUAUACAGUCUGAAUCUCAAGCAAUGGCACACAAUUUAGGAAUGGCUUAUCGAAUGCCACAAUCCGGCUUAUGCCCACCAGAUUUCAAAUCGCCAUCAGAACAAGCACAACAUAUGCCACCAGCGCCUAGUAAUCCGAAAAAGAGACGAAAAACGUCAAACGCAAAUGCAAUAGCAGCACAACCGCCGCCCACUCCCUUAGACCUACUACCUCCUCCGCUGAGUGGCUAUGGCGACACCAUCGUCGCAUCGAAUCCGUUCGAUGAUACACCAUCGGCCCCAUCAAUGAGUCACCCAAUGAAUCACAUGGUUAUGCAUGGCAUGAACCAUAUGCACAAUCACAUGAACGGUCCGCCGAUGAGACCAAUGCAUCCAAUGAAUAUGAAUAUGGGACCGAUUGGGCCGAUGUCACAUAUGAACAGAGGCGGUCUGAGUCCCAUGGCCAAUUCAAAUAUGGGCGGAAUAAGUCCGCUCGGCAGUAUGAAUCCGAAUAUUGGACAGAACAUUUCUCCACUUGGACCGAUGGGCGGUAUGUCACCUAUGAGCAAUCAAAAUUCACACAUACCGAACAAUCCGAUGGGUAGUCCGAUGAGCAGUGGCGGACCAAUUGGCAGUCCAAUGAAUAUGCCGAUGGGAUCACCGAUGGGCUCGGCAAUGGGAAGUCCGUUGGGAGGACCACAACACUUAAACAAUGGACAAAUGGGUCCACCAAUGCAUAGUCCUAUUGGCAAUAGUCCGAGUCAUAUGCAAGGAUCGCGACUAAACGGCAACUUAAACGCAAACGGCGGUCCAAUCAAUCAUCAAAUGUCGCAGCAUGGCGGUCCGAAUCAAAAUUCAAUAUCAAUGGCAUCCGGUAAUUUAUGCCAGAAUACCGGACCCAUCACGUCAAACAGCAAUAUGAGCGGUGUCAUGAACCAGAUGAAUCACUCGAACAUGAUGAGCCAGAGUAACAUCCAACCGAACUGCAAUACAAACAGCAAUCCGAUGAAUUCGAACCUGAUGAACAUGAACAUGGGACCGAAUCAUAUGAAUCCAAUGGCCGGUAAUGGGCCGCAGUCGAAUGGACCGCCGGGAAUGUUCGGACCGAAACCGAUGCCAAUUAGUGCGGGAAAAGUAUAUCCUCCCGGUACGCCGAUGAUUUUCAAUCCACAGAAUCCCAGUGCGCCUCCUAUUUACACUUGCGGAUUGUGUCAUAAAGAAGUGAACGACAAUGACGAAGCACUGUUUUGCGAGUCGGGAUGCAAUUUCUUUUUUCACAGGUCAUGCACUGGUCUAACGGAAGUGGCUUUCCAACUCAUCACAAAAGAAGUAUUCGCCGAGUGGUGCUGCGACAAGUGUCUGUCUUCCAAGAACAUCCCACUCGUCAAGUUUAAGUGUUAAGUGAAGAAGUGUUUUUUUGUUAUACAUCAAGAUGUGAUCGUGUAGUAACUGUAUGGGGUCAUACUUCCGACGAAACGAAAAUGGUUUUCUUUUCUACAUUUUGACGAAAAGAACUAUAGUGAAAUUAAAUUUAAUAUUUUGAUAUAUAUUCACAACCAUACACAGAGAGAGUAAAAGUUAAAAGUUUGUUAAACAAUUUUCAUUUUUUAUUUGAGUGAUGUGUCCGUGUUUCAAUGCGACAUAGCACAAAAUAUAAAGUAAUGCUACAACAACUACAAAACACUGUGGAAAAAUGUUUGAAGAAUAUACUUUCUUGCUCGAAGCCAUCGAAUGUGUACCUUCAUUGUACUGCUAAGUAAUAUGCCUUGUUCAAGUUUUUUCUGGUUUUUUAUUCUUUGAUUAAACGAAAAUUAUUGUAAAAACUACAAAAAUUGGGAGAAAGAGAAAAAGAGAGAGAGAGAGAAGAGAAAAAAAAUUGGAAUAAGAAAAUGAUUAUUUUUAACACAGACUGUAACAAAGUGAGAUUAGUCAUUUAAGAAGAGAAAACGAAAGAAAAAGUAA